AUGUUUUGGCAAGCAGCAGCGCGAGUCAGACACACAGUCUCGCCUUUGCUCAGGCGAGCAGGCACUCGGGCACGAAGCGGAGCCGACCGAACCUUCACAUCCCACGCCAACCAACGACCCUUCUGGAACUCUGGGCGAGCUUUGCUCUUCUCUGCCGUCACUGGCACAACCACCUACUUUUACGGCGCCAAUGACGAACCCCACCGCAUCCAAAUGCCAUGGCUCAAGUCCACUGGUCCCCAGUACGCAAACAAGCACGAGAUGGAAAAGGCCAUCACUGAGCUGAGGGAAUUGCUGGGAGAGGAAGUAAUCAGCACCGACGAUGAAGAUUUGCACAGACACGGCUACUCGGAAUGGUCUUCGAUUAACAUUGACCAGCUCCCAGUCGCCGUGGCAUACCCAAAGUCGACUGAAGAGUGCUCGGCCAUUGCCAAAAUCUGCUUCAAGUACAGGAUACCAAUGAUUCCCUACUCUGGUGGAUCAAGCUUGGAGGCAAAUUUCUCGGCUCCCUUUGGAGGCAUGAGCAUCGACUUUGCCUUUAUGGAUCGAAUCAUUGCCUUGCACGAGGACGACAUGGACGUCGUCGUUCAGCCUUCUGUACCCUGGAUGAGUCUCAACGAUCAGAUAAAAGAGUCUGGUCUCUUUUUCCCUGUUGACCCCGGUCCAUCGGCCCGAAUUGGAGGCAUGGUAGGCACCAGCUGCAGCGGAACUAACGCUGUGCGAUACGGAACCAUGAAGGAUUGGGUCAUCAACCUGACCGUGGUGCUGGCUGACGGCACCGUCAUCAAAACCAGACAGCGGCCCCGAAAAUCAUCUGCUGGCUACAACUUGACAAACCUCUUCAUUGGGUCCGAAGGUACCCUCGGCAUCGUCACGGAAGUGACUCUCAAGCUAGCUGUCAUACCCCAAGAGACUAGUGUUGCAGUCGUGACCUUUCCUACAAUACGCGAUGCUGCAGCUGCAGCCUCUAAAGUACUGCGGGCCGGGGUCCCUGUAGCCGCCAUGGAGAUCAUGGAUGAUGUGCAAAUGGGCGUCAUCAACAAAGCGGGUGCGACGACAAAAAAAUGGAAGGAAUUACCGACCAUGUUCUUCAAGUUCUCGGGAACAAAGGCAGGGGUACAGGAAAAUAUCGAGCUUGUAAAGGCUAUCGCAAAAGCCAAUAAGAGCGGUGAUUUCGAAUUUGCCACGGAUGCCGAGGAGCAGAAAACCCUUUGGUCGGCUCGCAAAGAGUCACUUUGGAGCAUGAUGGCGCUCCGUCGCGAAGGCGAUGAGGUUUGGUCAACAGAUGUCGCGGUCCCCAUUUCCCGGCUCCCUGACAUUAUAGAAAUCUCCAAGAAAGAAAUGGACGACCUUGGCCUUUUUGCGAGUAUCCUUGGUCACAUUGGAGAUGGAAACUUUCACGAAAGCAUCAUGUACAACAGCAAAGACCCCAAAGAGCGAGCUGCCGUUGAAAAGUGUGUUCAUGACAUGGUCGACCGGGCGCUCGAGAUGGAAGGUACCUGCACCGGCGAGCAUGGUAUCGGACUCGGAAAAAAGGCAUCGUUGCAGAAAGAACUUGGUGUUGAUACCAUCAACGUAAUGAGAUGUAUCAAGGGUGCAUUAGACCCUUACUGGCUCAUGAACCCAGGAAAAAUCAUGGACGCUCAGGCAUAG
Messenger RNA from Bipolaris oryzae ATCC 44560, 1653 nucleotides. RefSeq lists its product as uncharacterized. Gene Ontology annotation, biological process: lactate catabolic process. The transcript is spliced from 10 exons. The coding region runs from base 1 to 1653 and encodes 550 amino acids. Gene Ontology annotation, molecular function: FAD binding; D-lactate dehydrogenase (NAD+) activity; D-lactate dehydrogenase (cytochrome) activity. Gene Ontology annotation, cellular component: mitochondrion. NCBI's taxonomy places the organism in Eukaryota, Fungi, Ascomycota, Dothideomycetes, Pleosporales, Pleosporaceae. The record is from RefSeq and is a predicted model, not a curated record.